AGGAAGCUCUAGCCGGAAUAGCGAAAUAUCGGUGCUCGUAGGUUCAGCGCCUGAAUAAGCACAGCACGGCCCGGUAAUCUGUCACUGUAACCCAGUCAUGUCUGCUUACGCGGUAUCCGGGUUUUUUUCCGGCCCGGAGUUGCUUGAGGAUCCGGCCCACGCUUCGGCGCUGCUGGCGCAACUGAAAGCUUUUUACGAUGCGCGGCUGCUUUGCGAUGUCACCAUCCGUGUCCUGGGAGGAGGCCCCGCAGAACCCGGGGGAGGAGGCCUAGAAAGCGGCCGAACCUUCACCUGCAACCGCAACGUGCUGUCUGCUGCCUGCCCCUACUUCAAGAGCAUGUUCACAGGAGGCCUGUAUGAGAGCAAGCAGCAGCAGGUCACCCUUCACGACAUGGACCCUGAGUCCAUGGCCCUUAUUAUCGACUACUGCUACACAGGCAAAGUGACUGUGACAGAGGCCAAUGUGCAGCGGCUCUAUGCUGCUGCCGAUAUGCUCCAGCUGGAGUACGUGCGCCAGGCGUGUGCCGGCUACCUGGCUCGCCGUCUUGACCUACACAACUGCGCCAGUAUUUUGCGCUUUGCUGACGCCUUUGACCACCCAGAGCUUAGAUCCCGCUCUCUGGCCUUCAUGGCAAGACACUUUGAGCAGUUGUCUGUUGGAGAUGAGCUUUGUGAGCUGAGCCUGGCGCAGCUGAAGGAAGUGCUCACAAUGGAUAACCUAGAUGUGGCUAGUGAGAGAGUGGUGUGCGCUGCUGCUUUGCGUUGGUUGGAGGCCAGUCCCAAAGACAGGGCAAGUUCGUGUUUGGAGGUGCUACGCUGUGUGCGAUGGCAACACUUUACCGAGAAAGACUGUGUCUAUCUGGAAGGCCUGAGGUCCAAGCCAUUUCUACGCAAACAUUGCUUGCAGUAUUUGGAUGCAGUGCUGCAGGAUAAAGAUGGCAAAUUUGCCUCCCCUGCCCUACCUUGUCAAGAGGGAAGUCCGCUGCGUAGGAUUGGCAUGCUGGCUAAGGAGAUGGUGAUUUUCUUUGGGCACCGCAAAGAGCCUUUCCUGUGUUAUGAUCCUUAUUCAGGCGACAUAUACACAAUGCCAUCUCCACUCACAAAUUUAGCCCAUGGAAAAGCCGUGACUUCCUCUGCUGUGUGUGUCUCGCCAGAGAAUGACUUGUACUUAGCCACGCAACCUAUGAAGCAACUGUGGGUGUAUAGCGCUGUACAGAACAGCUGGCAGCUCUUGGCAGAAAGACUGUUGUGUAGGGAAGGCAUGGAUGUUGCCUACCUGAAUGGUUAUGUCUAUAUUGUUGGGGGUCGCGACCCAUCUACAGGUGCUAAAAUUAAAGAUGUGGAGUGCUACAGUGUGCAGAGGAACCAGUGGGUGCUAGUAGCUCCACUCCCUCACUCCUUCUAUUCCUUUGAGUUGGUGACCGUCAACGACCACUUGUAUGCGGUCAGUAACAAAAGGAUGCUGUGCUAUGAUCCUGCUUGCAACCAGUGGCUGAACUGUGCCUCUCUAAAACGUUGUGAUUUCCAGGAAGCCUGUGUUUUCAAUGACGAAAUAUACUGUAUUUGCGACAUCCCUGUGGUGAAAGUCUACAACCCUGCUCGGGGAGAAUGGAGGCGGAUAUGCCCGAUCCCGACGGAAGGAAACACAAAUAAUUACCAGAUUGUACGUCAUGGCUCCAAACUCUUGCUCAUCACCUGUACCACUGUGCAAUGGAAGAAGAACCGUGUAACUGUGCAUGAGUAUGAUGUCACUAAUGACCGCUGGAUAAAUAUUGGCACCAUGCUUGGUCUUCUACAUUAUGAUUGUGGUUCCAUCUGCCUGUCUGCCCGUGUGUAUCCAUCCUGCAUGGAACCAGGGCAGAGUUUCAUUACAGAAGAAGAUGAUGUUCGCAGUGAGUCUAGCACUGACUGGAUGGAUGGGUUCAGUGAGUUGGACUCUGAAUCUGACAGCCUCAGUUCUUUCUCAGAAGACGAGUGGCCAAGAGUCUCUGUAGCGAGGCAUCGGAUAUACGUAGAGGGUUCCUUCUAAUUGCAUUGACAUUGUGUACUAUAAAACACAAAUGCUAUUUUGUAUAUUUUUCUUUGGUGGGCCGUUUCUGGGUUCCUGGGGCAAACUCUGUCUCUGAAAAUGAACACACCAGGCUUCCUGUUGUUCCUUUUAUAAACAUCGCCUAUUCUUCAAAGAUAAACCCCAGCAAUGUUUAAAAAAAAAAAAGACGCACAAGAUUCUGAAGGGUUGCCUGCUGUAUAGUUGUUUUGUGGUGCAAAUAUCGGUGUAUGUUUAAUACUAAUCUAUAUAGAUAGAGCUCAGUAUUUGUAGUUUUUGCGUUACAGAAGAUCAGUUUAUCAUCGUUCCACUGACUUUGCCAACAAUAAAUCAAGAAAGUGUAUUGCGCCACUUGGUAUCUAUUCUGUCUUAAUUUGAAUGUUUUUUUUUUUACAAUAGAACACAGGAAGCAGGUUGUAAUAUGUAAAUGUCAGGUUUAGUUAUUUAAAAUCAGCACAUUUUGGUAUAUCACUAAUUCUACUGGCGAUAAAUAUCUAACCAGGCUUCAUCACCUUUACACAGAAAUUGAAUGUUGAAUUUCUGGCUGUGUAUUCUGGUAAUUUUGGGUGAUUACACAGCAGGAAAUCAAGGCCAAAAAUAAAACCUGUUGGGCUGCAAAUUUCUGUUUGACACGUGUAGUGUUUUUAAAUUUUCCAUAUUGUUACUUUGCAAAUCCAGUUGUCCUUAAAUCGUAGUAUACUAGUCCAGAAGUGUGAUUGGUAUCCUUUAAAUGCACCUUUUUAGUUAAUAUUCUUGAAUCAAACAGGUUAUAUUGUAUAUAUUGUAGGAAAAACAUUGCUAUGUAGAUAUAACUCUGGUGCUGUAUUUGAGGUUUCUUUUCCCGUGUUGUAGGUAUCAUUGCCCAGUGACCCAUUGGGAUAUAUUUCUAAAGAUGGAUAGACAAAAAAAAAAUACUAACGAGAUACUGAUGGUGAAUACUAUAUAAAUGAUUACUGAUGUAAUAAAAGAUGACAAAACUUUUUGAGAUAGCUCUAUGCAAACACCGCAUGGAGAGCAGAAAAGACUCAUUUGGCAUUAUUGCCAUGUUGUUUGGAGGAGGGGGGUUUGUGCCUUUACUUAUAACAAAAAGUUUGGUUCACCCUAAAAUCUGUUUCUGUUGCCUUUAAUAGAAAAUGGGUGUUUUUAAGGUAUAAACAGACCAAUUUUUUAAAUGUUCUAAAUUACAUACAUAAGCCAAUAUAAGCAUUUGAAACUUUUAUGUGAAGCUAAUCAACUGUAAUGUAUAUCAUUUGCUGUGUUUAAUUUGUUGUGAAAAAUAGCAACACAUAAAAGCCAGAAACAUGGAUUGUUCAGUUUAAAUGUGCAGCAUGUUGUGUGUUCAUUUUCAGAUUAAAAAAAGUUUCACCAA
Spea bombifrons (plains spadefoot toad) is the source of this 3416-nucleotide messenger RNA. RefSeq names its product kelch repeat and BTB domain-containing protein 7-like. Bases 98 to 2029 code for a protein of 643 amino acids. Gene Ontology annotation, molecular function: protein binding. The transcript has a single exon. NCBI's taxonomy places the organism in Eukaryota, Metazoa, Chordata, Amphibia, Anura, Pelobatidae. The record is from RefSeq and is a predicted model, not a curated record.